Molecule: messenger RNA, 10253 nt
Organism: Paramisgurnus dabryanus
Lineage: Eukaryota; Metazoa; Chordata; Actinopteri; Cypriniformes; Cobitidae
Gene: acacb
Product: acetyl-CoA carboxylase beta
Biological process (GO): fatty acid biosynthetic process
Cellular component (GO): mitochondrion
Molecular function (GO): ATP binding; metal ion binding; acetyl-CoA carboxylase activity
Source: RefSeq, a predicted model, not a curated record
GAACAUUGGGUACUAAUGCGUACACAUUUCAGAGUGAUUCUGAAGACCGCCUGGCUGUCUUUUUCAAGGUGCACAUAAAGGAUCCCUGUUGUCAAACAUUACUGAAAUACCUGUGCUAUAUUGUUAAAGAAUAACUGUCUAGUGUAAACCAUAAAGCCUUUUUGAAUGUAUCAUCCAGAACUACAAGAAGACCCAGAUGCCAUCGCAAACAGCCAGUACCGACUCUUUAGAGGAACCGACUCCAAUGGACCAGGAAGCAUCAAGCACCCCAACAGGAAGUGAGCAGAUGCCCACAUCCACCACCAGUGAUGUCAUCAAUCAGUCCGGAGCCGCCUCCCAAACUGUUCCCACGACAAGCACUGAGUCUCUUAGGCCCAGGUUUAGGGCUGGCAUUCAAGCUAAAGAGAGGCUGAAGUUUAUUCUGGGAGCCUCUGAGGAUUACUCAUCUGAUGAUGAGCCUGUGCUUUCACGCCAUUCAGCAAGACCUCAGACACAAAGCACAGAGCCAUCCAAGGAAAUUACUACAUCCUUAUCAGAAGCACCGCCGCCACCUGCCCUGGGUUCCUCUUGCAGUUUAAGGCCUAGCAUGUCAGGACCCCACCUGCUGAAAAAAGGCAGAGAACACAGAAAAAUGGAUGUGCACAGAGAUUUCACCGUCGCCUCACCUGCUGAGUUUGUCACUCGCUUUGGAGGAAACCGGGUUAUAGACAAGGUGCUGAUUGCUAAUAAUGGCAUUGCUGCUGUUAAAUGCAUGCGGUCUAUUCGCCGCUGGUCCUAUGAGAUGUUUCGAAAUGAGAGGACCAUUCGCUUCGUGGUGAUGGUCACGCCUGAAGACUUGAAAGCCAAUGCAGAAUACAUUAAAAUGGCUGAUCAUUAUGUGCCUGUGCCUGGGGGCUCGAAUAACAACAACUAUGCCAAUGUUGAGAUGAUCGUGGAUAUUGCCAAAAGGAUCCCGGUGCAGGCGGUGUGGGCUGGAUGGGGCCAUGCUUCAGAGAACCCCAAAUUACCAGAGCUCCUUCACAAAGCAGGGAUUUCUUUUUUGGGGCCCUCCAGUAAGGCCAUGUGGGCAUUAGGUGAUAAGGUGGCAUCUUCCAUUGUGGCCCAGAGUGCCAACAUCCCCAUCUUGCCUUGGAGUGGAACGGGUCUGAAAGUUGAAUCGGCAGAGGAAAAUCAUAGACUUGGUCACGUGAUCAGUGUUCCUCGUGAACUGUAUGUGCAGGGCUGUGUUAAAGAUGUGGAUGAAGGAUUAGCGAGUGCGGAGAAGAUCGGCUACCCUGUGGUCAUCAAAGCAUCGGAAGGAGGGGGAGGAAAAGGGAUCAGAAAAGUGGACUGCUCGGAAGACUUUCCCGGCUUCUUCAGACAGGUGCAGGCCGAGAUACCAGGUUCACCCAUUUUCAUCAUGCAGCUGGCCGAGCACGCCCGUCACCUUGAGGUGCAAAUCCUGGCCGACCAAUACGGUAAUGCCAUCUCUCUGUUUGGCAGAGACUGCUCCAUCCAGCGGCGCCACCAGAAGAUCAUCGAGGAAGCUCCUCCCACCAUUGCCUCCACCACCACUUUUGAGCAAAUGGAAAAGUAUGCAGUGCUUCUGGCUAAAAUGGUGGGCUAUGUGAGCGCCGGUACGGUGGAGUAUCUGUUCUCAGAAGACGGAAGUUUCCACUUUCUGGAGCUGAAUCCACGGCUGCAGGUGGAGCAUCCCUGCACUGAGAUGAUCGCUGAUGUCAACCUUCCUGCUGCUCAGCUCCAGAUAGCUAUGGGCAUCCCUCUUUACAGAAUUAAGGAUAUUCGUGUUUUGUACGGUGAGGCACCGUGGGGGGACACGCCCAUCAACUUUGACUCUCCGGAAUGCAUUCCCUGUCCACGGGGACACGUAAUAGCUGCACGCAUCACCAGUGAGAACCCAGAUGAGGGUUUUAAGCCAAGUUCAGGCACAGUUCAGGAGCUGAAUUUCCGCAGCAGUAAGAACGUGUGGGGUUACUUCAGCGUGGGAGCGGCUGGAGGUCUGCACGAGUUUGCAGACUCUCAGUUUGGACAUUGUUUCUCCUGGGGCGAGAACCGAGAAGAAGCCAUCUCGAAUAUGGUGGUGGCCAUGAAAGAGCUGUCUAUAAGGGGAGACUUCCGAACCACAGUGGAGUAUCUUAUAAAACUACUGGAGACCGAGAGUUUUCGUAACAAUGACAUCGACACUGGUUGGCUGGAUCACCUUAUUACAGAAAAAGUUAAGGCUGAGAGGCCAGACACCAUGUUAGGUGUGGUCUGUGGAGCUCUCCAUGUCGCCGAUGCUAGUUUCAGAGAGAGCAUGUCUGACUUUCUGCAUUCACUGGAAAGGGGUCAGGUGUUACCUGCUGUGAGUCUGGUCAACACAGUAAAUGUUGAUCUGAUCUAUGACAGAGUCAAAUACUGUCUCAAGGUGGCCCGCCAGUCGCCCACCACGUAUGUCAUCAUUAUGAACGGUUCAGAUAUCGAGGUUGACGUCCACAGACUCAGUGAUGGUGGUCUUCUCCUUUCAUACGGUGGCAGCAGCUACACAACCUACAUGAAGGAGGAAAUAGACAGCUACCGUGUCACAGUGGGCAACAAAACAUGCGUGUUUGAGAAGGAGAGAGACCCCACGGUGCUCAGAUCGCCCUCUGCUGGCAAGCUGUUGCAGUAUGUGGUCGCUGAUGGGUCUCAUGUUUUGGCUGGGCAGCCUUAUGCAGAGAUUGAGGUUAUGAAGAUGGUUAUGUCCCUGCACGUCAAGCAGUCUGGUUGCGUUCACUUUCUAAAGAGACCAGGAACAGUGUUAGAGCCCGGCUGUGUGGUGGCCCACAUGGACCUGGAUGACCCCAGCUUUAUUGUGCAGGUAAAACCAAACACAGAGGCAUUGCCUUCCCAGGAGCCUUUACCUAUUGUGGGUGAGAAGCUUCACCAGGUGUUCCACAAUGUUCUGGAGAUCCUGGUGAAGAUUAUGGAUGGAUACUGUCUACCAGAGCCAUACUUCAGUGAAAAACUAAAAAAGUGGGUCGACACGCUGAUGAAGACCCUCAGGGAUCCAUCUUUGCCUCUUCUUGAACUACAGGAGAUUAUGACCAGCGUGGCAGGCCGCAUACCCAUUACAGUAGAGAAGGCAAUUCGAAAGGUCAUGGCACAGUACGCCAGUAACAUUACGUCUGUGCUCUGUCAGUUUCCCAGCCAAAGGAUAGCAAAUAUCUUAGACAGCCAUGCAGCCACUCUUCAGAGAAAAGCUGACCGUGAGGUUUUCUUCAUGAACACACAAAGUAUUGUGCAACUGGUGCAGAGGUACCGUAGUGGCAUUAGAGGUUACAUGAAAUUCGUAGUGCUGGAUCUGCUGAGACGCUACCUGCAGGUGGAGACGCAAUUUCAGCAAGCACAUUAUGAUAAAUGUGUGAUCAACCUCCGAGAGAAAUAUAAGCCUGAUAUGACUCCAGUACUGGAGUGUAUCUUCUCACACGCUCAGGUGUCCAAGAAGAACGUUCUUGUCAUCAUGCUCAUAGAUCAGCUGUGUGGACGGGACCCGACCCUUGCUGAUGAGCUCAUGGUGAUUUUAAAUGAGCUCACACAACUUGGUAAAAUGGAGAACUCUAAAGUUGCCCUCCGGGCCAGACAGGUUUUGAUCGCCUCUCAUUUGCCCUCAUAUGAACUACGACACAACCAGGUGGAAUCCAUUUUUUUGUCUGCUAUUGAUAUGUAUGGACAUCAGUUUUGUCCCGAGAACCUCAAGAAACUCAUCCUGUCCGAGACCUCCAUCUUUGACGUCUUGCCCUGUUUCUUCUACCACAACAACCGAGUGGUUUGCAUGGCUGCACUCGAGGUGUAUGUACGAAGAGGUUACAUAGCGUACGAGCUGAACAGCCUACAGCAUCAUCAGCUGCAGGAUGGCACGUGUGCGGUGGACUUUCAGUUUAUGUUACCAUCAUCACAUCCCAACAGAGAGACAUACGUCACGCCAAGCCAGUCCAAGCCCAAACCCACAGGGAGCAGUCUUACUUUGAACAGAGUUUCAGUUCCCGUGAGCGGUUCAGGGGAGUCAAUGCGGCGACAGGGCAGUGAUCUCUUUAUGGAGGGGGCACUGUCACCUCCCUGUCAAAGGAUGGGAGCCAUGGUUGCCUUUCAUAGCUUUGAGCACUUCAAAAGAUGUUUUGAUGAGGUGAUUUUUCGCUUCGCUGAUCCGUUGUGUGAGAGUUCUCUGUUCUCAGAGACAUUUCCCAAUUUCUGUGAUGAGGAUAACUGUAAGAACCUGAAAGAGAACCCCAUUCACAUCAUUAUGGUGUCCAUCCAACAAGCGGACACUGAAGAUGAUGACGCCCUAGUUUCAGCUUUCACAGCCUUUGCUCAAUCUAAAAGAGAUCUGCUGCACGAGUACGGGAUCAGAAGAGUCACAUUUUUAGUUGCACAAAAGCGAGAGUUCCCGAAAUACUUUACCUUCAGGGCCAGAGAUGAAUUUCAAGAAGACCGAAUCUAUCGUAAUCUUGAGCCAGCUCUGGCUUUCCAGCUUGAGUUGAAUCGAAUGCGUAACUUCGACCUGACGGCCGUGCCCUGUGCCCACCACAGGAUGCAGCUGUAUCUGGGUGCUGCCCGUGUGGAGGAAGGGGCAGAGGUCACAGAUUAUCGUUUCUUUAUCAGAGCCAUCAUCCGUCACUCUGACCUCAUCACCAAGGAAGCUUCAUUUGAGUAUCUGCAGAAUGAAGGAGAGAGACUGCUGCUUGAGGCUAUGGAUGAACUGGAGGUGGCUUUCAGUAACACACCCACCCAUACCGACUGCAACCACAUCUUCCUCAACUUUGUGCCAACAGUUAUCAUGGACCCUUCCAAGAUUGAAGAGUCUGUCCGCUCUAUGGUGAUGCGGUACGGCAGUCGUCUGUGGAAGUUGCGCGUGCUCCAGGCCGAACUGAAAAUCAACAUCCGCCUCACAACCACCGGGAACGCCAUUCCCAUCCGCCUCUUCCUCACCAAUGAGUCUGGUUAUUAUUUGGACAUCAGCCUGUACAAGGAAGACACUGACCCCACCACCGGACAGAUCAUGUUCCAGUCAUACGGAGAAAAACAAGGUCCAAUGAAUGGCAUGUUAAUCAACACACCUUAUGUCACUAAAGAUCUGCUGCAGGCCAAACGCUUUCAGGCUCAGAGCCUUGGCACCACGUAUGUUUAUGACUUCCCUGAGAUGUUCAGGCAGGCUUUGUUUAAGCUUUGGGGACCAGGAGACAGCUACCCGACAGAUGUGUUGAUGUGUAAUGAGCUGGUGCUGGAUUCUCAAGGGAGACUUGUGCAGAUGAACAGACUACCUGGAGAUAAUGAGGUUGGAAUGGUGGCCUUCCGGAUGAAGAUGAAGACUCCGGAAUACCCAGAGGGCCGGGAUAUCAUUGUUAUCUGUAAUGAUAUUACUCAUAUGAUUGGCUCAUUUGGGCCCCAGGAGGAUCAGCUGUUUUUACAGGCAUCUGAACUGGCCAGGGAAGAAGGCAUUCCACGCAUCUACAUUUCAGCCAAUAGCGGAGCUCGAAUUGGACUGGCGGAGGAGAUCCGCCACAUGUUUCAGGUGGCGUGGAUUGACCCCGAUGACCCCUAUAAGGGCUUCAAGUACCUCUAUCUGACCCCUCAGGAUUACACUCUUAUCAGUUCCACGAACUCUGUUCACUGUCGCCAUGAGGAAGAGAACGGAGAGUCCAGGUACAUCAUCACAGACAUCAUAGGGAAGGAAGAAGGGCUUGGAGUGGAGAAUCUGAGGGGUUCAGGCACCAUAGCUGGAGAAACAUCUCAAGCUUAUAAAGAAGUCAUCACAAUCAGCAUGGUGACUUGUCGUGCCAUAGGAAUCGGGGCGUAUUUGUUGCGUCUCGGACAGAGAGUGAUUCAAGUGGAAAAUUCCCACAUCAUCCUGACCGGGGCAGGAGCGCUAAACAAGGUGUUGGGUCGUGAGGUUUACACUUCUAAUAACCAGCUUGGAGGAGUACAGAUCAUGCACAAUAAUGGAGUGACACACACCACUGUGCCAGAUGAUUUUGAAGGGGUGCUCACAAUCCUACAGUGGCUAUCUUAUAUGCCAAAGAACAAUCAAAGUUCUGUCCCAAUCAUGCCUCCGACUGAUCCAGUGGACAGAGAGAUUGAUUUUCUUCCCACCAAAGCACCUUAUGACCCCCGCUGGCUGCUCUGUGGUCGACCCCAUCCCACUGUGAAGGGAGCAUGGCAGAGUGGAUUUUUUGACAACGGUACUUUUAUGGAAGUGAUGGCCACCUGGGCUCAGACUGUGGUCGUGGGGCGAGCCAGGCUUGGUGGGAUUCCUCUUGGGGUUAUCGCUGUGGAGACCCGCACCGUUGAAGUUGCGAUUCCCGCAGAUCCAGCCAACUUAGAUUCAGAGGCCAGGCUUGUGCAGCAGGCUGGUCAGGUGUGGUUUCCAGACUCUGCAUAUAAAACUGCUCAGGCUAUUCAGGAUUUCAACAGGGAGAAACUUCCACUUAUGGUGUUUGCUAACUGGAGAGGCUUCUCUGGAGGAAUGAAAGACAUGUACGAUCAGGUACUAAAGUUCGGUGCUUAUAUCGUGGAUGCCCUGCGAGAGUUUGGCCAACCUGUGCUGGUCUACAUCCCUCCUCAUGCUGAGCUGAGAGGAGGAUCGUGGGUCGUGAUCGACCCCACCAUCAACCUUCAACAUAUGGAGCUCUACGCAGAUCGAGAGAGCAGAGGAGGUGUUCUGGAGGCAGAGGGAACUGUGGAGAUAAAGUUCAGGAAGAAAGAUCUGCUGAAGACCAUGCGAAGGAUCGAUGCUGUGUAUUCCCACCUAUCUGAGCAGCUUGGCAAGCCGGAGUUGCCGGUGCAAGAGCGUAAAGAUUUGGAGGUCAAACUGAAAGCAAGAGAGGAGUUCCUCCUUCCCAUCUACCAUCAGGUGGCAGUGCAAUUCGUGGACCUCCAUGACACGCCUGGGAGAAUGCAGGAAAAGGGCGUCAUCAUGGACAUUGUAAACUGGAAGAAUGCACGGUCGUUCUUUUACUGGCGUCUGCGGCGACUAUUAUUGGAGGAGGUGGUAAAGGGGGAGAUCAUGCAGGCCAAUAAAGAACUGAGCAACGGACACAUCCGGUCAAUGCUGCGCCGGUGGUUUGUGGAAAAAGAAGGGACUGUUAAAGCAUACCUGUGGGACAAUAACAAAGUUGUUAUAGAGUGGCUGGAGAAACAUCUUUCGCAGCAGGACGGGACGCAUUCUGUCAUUAGGGAGAACAUCAAGUACUUGAAGAGGGACUACGCUCUCAAAAACAUCCGCAGCUUAGUUCAGGCCAACCCAGAGGUGUCUAUGGACUGCAUCAUCCACAUGGCCCAGAACAUCACUCCUUCACAAAGAGCCAAAAUCUGCCACCUGCUGGCCACCAUGGACAACUCCACUACCAGCUGAUCUUAUCUUUACUCAUCAUCACUAGUACUGUUUAGCUUUCCACUACACAAAGGAAACAACAUGGUGUUUGGCAUUUUUUUAACUAUUGUAAUAUGCUGAAAAUGAAGUAAAAAGCACAAGAUAGAUACUGUAUAAUAUGGACAGUUUUGGACUGUUCUUGUAUCAGGGCAUUAGGCAAUCGCCUUAUACACAUGAUUUCAAGUGUCCAGGGUUCAUUUACUCCACUUAACUUAUCAUAGCACACAGCUGCUGGUUGUGGCAACUUUAGGAUAAACAUAUGGUAUCUUAUGCUAGCACUAUAGUAGGCCUAUACUGUAUCCUACACACUAUAGUAUGCUCACUGCCAAAAGCUGUAUGUACGUGGUGAUUUUUGUGGCAUUUUUAUGUUAAUAGCCGACAGAUGAAUGUACAACAAACCAAAGAGACUGAUUUUUAGUGAAGCGGUUGCCAAGUUGGAGUGCACAUGAACACUACAUGGUACUUCCUCAGGAAUAUAUGUAAUAAUUAUACAAAACAAAUAAAUGAUGAAAUCACUAUUUUUAGAGUAUAGUCACAGUAUUGUAGCUGAAUAAAAUCACUGUGCCUUUACAAAAAGGCUUAUUUUCAUUUGUGUAAAUAUGUCUUUAAAUCUUAACUAUGAUGGCCUGGGUUUCCCAGCAAAACCUCUCCAGUUGUGUUUCGAGGGGGGUCCUCCGGUAAAAAUCAUGCAUUAAAAUCUGCAUUUUUUUUUUGAAGAGUUUAUAUGCUAAAAUUCGCAUUCUCAUGGCUAAAUAUCAUUAUUGGGGAUGCUUCAACCCGCGGACAUGUAAAACAGCCUGUGGCAACAGUAUUAAAGGUCCCGUUCUUUCUGUGUUUUUGAAGCUUUGAUUGUGUUAAAGUGUGCAAUAUAAUAUGUGUUCAUCUUUCAAUGUAAAAAAAAACGCGGUAUCACACACAAUUUACUUAUCAGUAUACUGUUUUCACUGUCCUCAAAACAGGCUGAUGUCUUCUUUGUUCUAUGAAGUUCCUCCUUCAGAAAUGCGUAACGAGUUCUGAUUGUGUAGUUUGUUUAGUGUGUUGUGAUUCGAUAGCAGCUUAGCAAAGCCGUUAGCUUAGCUGGGACUGACGUAUUCCUGUGGGCGGAGUUUAGUAAAAAAACUGUUCUAGUGACAUCAUUAAAGCAGGAAGUAGAGGGCUGUAGUCCAAACCGGUCGUUUGCUGUAGGCUUUGAAAAUGUAAUUUUGUUAAAGAAAAUAUAUCGCCUGGCAGUGAACUUUGACCUUUAUCAUUUUACAGGUAUUAUUUAUGCUCUAACAGCAACAUUACACACUAACUAGGGUCUAAAAAAUGGGAUCAGGAGGAACGUGACCUUUAAAGUAGCCCAAUUCAGCAGGAAAACCCUGCUUUCAUCAAUAACUUUCAUUUUUACAAGUAUACACUAAUGAAAAAAAAUGAUACACUUUUUAAAGCAACACUAUGUUGUUUUUUUAACCUUUAUAUAAUGUCUCUAAAAUUAUUUCAGUGAUAGAACAACUUUUAACUGGACAAAUUGUACUGUUGCUGCAACCUGAGCAGCCUCCUAGCUGCUACAAGCACACUCAGAAAGUGGCGGUGGAGGGUAGGAAACACAGCCCCGCCCCUCCCCCUGCCUGCAGAAGAGUGUCUGAUACCAGGCACUGUUGCGCUUUUCAACCACAUGGGGGAGAUGUAAGUCAUUUUUACAUGGAAACUACAUAGUGUUGCUUUAAUUCGUAAUAAAUUGGUUAUGUAUUUGUUAAGCAUUACACUUCUGUUUGUAUGAAUGCAAUCGCAUGUGCUGGUUCGGUAAGUGGAUAAAUAUAAUUUAACCCCCGAGGCUGGACUGUACACAUUAUUUCUGAUAAAAAUAUUUUUUUAUCAGAUUUUGUGCCUUUUAAUAGUUUUUGUGUGUUGUUAUGAGACCAGAAACUAAGCUCAGUGCCUGUUUUUGUUGGCUGUAUCAGGAUGUAUGUAAAUGAAAUCCAUGAUUAUGCAUAAAUAAAUAGUUUUUCUAUAAAUGGAGAUUUAGUCAUUUUUCUAAUUCAUAAUCUUUGUUAAAAGCCAGUGGCGGCUCGUGACUGCUCAUCCGAUGGGCUCAAAUUCAAAAUAAGUGUUCGGAGUGUUGCUCAUGUUUUCAAAAUAUGUGUUUGUUGUGUCAUGUAACCAUGUGCAUCACGUGUCUUGUCAAAAUAAGUGCCUGCUGCACAUGCGUUAAAACCGUUUAUGAUAAAAGAGACGCUCACGUUCACAAAAUACAUGCAAGACACUCCCUUAACAAUGAAUUUUGAUUACGCAUGAGAUUAUGCGAGUAUCUGGCAAACGCGAGCGUAUCUUUAAUAAUAAACCCUUUAGACGCAUCUGCAGCAGACACUUAUUUUGACAAGACAUGUGAUGCACAUGGGAUCAUUCGACUCACAGAACACACAUUUUGAAAUUACGAACCACACACAUGACGGGCUACAUACAUGUUGUGACGAACUUUACAUCGAGUGCCCUCGAAAAAAGAAGUCACCGGCAGCCACUGUUAAAAGUAGAUGUGUUGAUUCAUAUUUGGACCAACCAAUAAAUACAUUUUGUGAUUUUUUACUGACCUAAUACAACAUUUUACAUUCAAGCAUUUGGCAGACGCUUUCAUUCAAAGCAACUUGCAAGUGCAUUCAAGCAAUACAUUUGAUCAGUAUGUGUGUUCCUGGGACCGAACCCAUGACCUUUGUAAUGCUCUACACAUUGAAUCAUAGAAACACAUGCAGAUAAAGACAUUUAAUAAUGCUGAUAUAAACAUUUUAUUUGUGCUGAAUGAAUCGUAUUUCUUGUCCAAUAUUGUGAGAUUUUAUUGCUUGGUCAUUUCAAAUAUUUAGAUAUGUACAAUAAACAAUGAUUCAUGUCA